Sarcophilus harrisii (Tasmanian devil) is the source of this 951-nucleotide messenger RNA. RefSeq names its product glutamyl-tRNA amidotransferase subunit C (gene GATC). Gene Ontology annotation, biological process: regulation of translational fidelity; glutaminyl-tRNAGln biosynthesis via transamidation; mitochondrial translation. Gene Ontology annotation, molecular function: glutaminyl-tRNA synthase (glutamine-hydrolyzing) activity. Gene Ontology annotation, cellular component: mitochondrion; glutamyl-tRNA(Gln) amidotransferase complex. The coding region runs from base 21 to 476 and encodes 151 amino acids. The transcript is spliced from 3 exons. The record is from RefSeq and is a predicted model, not a curated record. NCBI's taxonomy places the organism in Eukaryota, Metazoa, Chordata, Mammalia, Dasyuromorphia, Dasyuridae.
GUCAUCGCGGCGCGCCGCGUAUGUCACGUGGGAGCGCCCGCGCAAGCUGGGAAGCGGAGAUGUGGCGUCCGACCCUGCGGGCGGCGCUGCGGGCGGGGGGAGCCGGAGUCGGCGGCUGCCGGAACGCGGGGAGCGACUCGGGGAAGGCCGGGAGCCGCGUGAGCGCCGAGCUGAUCGAGCACCUGGAGCGCCUGGCCCUGGUAGAUUUCCGAAACCGGGAAGGCGUGGAGCGGCUACGAGCGGCCAUCGAGUUCGCGGACCGGCUCCGCGCCGUGGACACGACUGGCGUGGCGCCCAUGGAGUCGGUGCUGGAAGACCGGUGUCUGUACCUACGAGCGGACCGCGUGGUGGAAGGCAACUGUGUGGAAGACCUGCUCCAGAACUCUCGCCAGACUGUCGAGGAGUACUUUGUGGCCCCCCCAGGUAACAUCACUCUUCCAAAACAAAGUGAACAAGAUCCAGUUACACAGAAUUAAACACUGCUCUGGAGAACAAUGCUCACGACAGAAAACAAUGUGGAGGAGUCUUGGGAAAGAUUAAAUCGAAGAAACUCCCAUGAACUUCCUCAACAUAGCCAGCCUCUGACCUUUUUCCUCCUUUCUCAAGAAGACGGGGUGAGAAUAGGGCACUGCUGAAGUUGUUUUGGCUUUUUUUCUUGGCCUACAUAGGCCAAGGGAGGGACUGUGGACUUGGAAAAAUUUCCCAGGAAAUGAAUGGAUCGAGUAUUCAUUUAAUACCUGGGUCACAUGCUGGAAGUAUCCUGUGGUUAACUGUAAGAUAACCUUGGGUUCAGGGUUUCUGUACUGGAUUAAAUCGUGAAUUUCUAACCAAAAUGUACUUUCCCCCAAGAAUUUAUUUCUUCCUGAUCAUGAGACUGUAUGGAAUUGGGAUUAUUCCUGCUUUCUCCUUCAUUAUUCCCUAAUCUUUUCAUAAAGUCUUUUUAUUUAUCAA